Molecule: messenger RNA, 3776 nt
Organism: Eimeria acervulina
Lineage: Eukaryota; Apicomplexa; Conoidasida; Eucoccidiorida; Eimeriidae
Product: sec23/Sec24 helical domain-containing protein, putative
Exons: 15
Biological process (GO): endoplasmic reticulum to Golgi vesicle-mediated transport; COPII-coated vesicle cargo loading; intracellular protein transport
Cellular component (GO): endoplasmic reticulum exit site; COPII vesicle coat
Molecular function (GO): SNARE binding; zinc ion binding
Source: RefSeq, a predicted model, not a curated record
AGCAGCAGCCGCAGCUGCAGCAGCCACAGCUGCAGGCACAGGCUCAACAGCCGCAGCAGCCACAGCUGCAACGGCAGCCCCAGCCACAGCAGCUACAACUGCAACAGCUGCAACAGCAGCCACAACUGCAGCCACAGCCGCAGCAGCUACAGCCGCAGCAGCCACAGCCGCAGCAGCCACAGCCGCAGCAGCCACAGCCGCAGCAGCCACAGCCGCAGCAGCCACAUCAGUUACAACAGCAGACGGCAGGGCCUCAGCAACAGCGCGAGCUGUUCCAGCCGCAAAGUAGAAACCCAACGCAGUAUCUACCGCACCAACAGUCCCACCCAACAGCACGGCCUGGGACCUCUACUCCCUCUGACGAGGCACUUCGCGCUCCAAAUGGUUAUUUUGCUGCGGCUGCUGCUUCUGGUAUUGGCAAUCAGGUUGGUGCGUGGAGCGAACCCCAGAAGCAGCCCAUGAAGUGCACGCUUGCUGCGGGAGAUGCAUCAGCAGGCGAGUUCACCUUUGCGCAGCAGCAGCCGCCAACACAGCAGCGGCAGCAGAUGGAGGAUCAGCAUCGGGGGAUGCCGUUGCAAACGCAGCAGCAGCAACAGGAUCUUUUUUAUUCAACCCGGCAGCCUCAGUCGGAAACCAUGCAGCAGCCAAUGCCUCCGUUUCCCGUGCAGGAUACACAAGGACACAAACCCUUUCAACCCCAUCAGCAGCAGUAUCGGCCGCAGCAGCAGAAUCAUCAGCAGCAGCCCCCCCAGCAGCAGCCUCCACAGCAGCAACCCUUGCUCCCUCAGCAGCAAUUUCAGCAGCAACAAACUCUGCAGCAAGAGCAGCAACGAGCGGUGGAGCCCGCUGCAUCUCAGCAGCUGCAGCAUAUGGGGCCUCUGCCUGUCACGCAGGGUGGGGGCUCGUUGCAACAGCAGCAGCUGCAACAGUGGCAGCAGCAGCACUACAAUGCGUCCCACAGGAGUGCCCCCCAGACGUUCCAGCAGGAACGGCGGGCGCCUUCUCUUAUGGGGGUAGGCACAGGCUCGUUUCCUCCAAGCGCAGAGCCAAAUGGAGUCAAAAGCUCUGCGGAUAGAGGUGAACAUGGGCAAAAGCGGCAGCAGCAGGAGCAACAGGACAAUAUUCCAGAAGACAUGCCACCGCUGCAGCCACUUGCACGCCCCAUCAACAACCGAAUCGACCCAGCCCAUAUUCCUCGCCCUGAAUGGAAUGGCUAUGCCACCGUGGCUGUACUGCGCCUGAAUGGGGCUGCAAUAGCCAAGGCAGCAGGGCUGCCUCUUGUAGUGAGGAGAACGUCCGUUAUUGCUUGCUAUGCUGCUGUUGUGAAGGUUCCGGCGUUUAGCCACAGUCUUGAACUCUCACGACUGCCGUUCGCCAUCAUCGUUGCCCCCUUUGCCGCACAGCCGCCCACUGAAGAGGCAGUACCUCUGGUGGACUUGCGACUCAGCAGGAGACAGGCGGAGCAGCCCUGUUCGUACGGUGACCCAGGAGCAACAGCAGCAACUGAUCAGGACGCUGCAGAUGCCAAGGCGAGGACGGACUUCUUUGGGGGUUAUUUUGAGGUUGAAGAGUCAGAUACAGAGGAGGAAGCCAGUACAGGGAGCAGCAACAGCAGCGGGAAUGCAGCUUCUGCCGUUAGCAGCAGGAGCAGGAGCAGCUCUCGAGCAGUAGCCAACGGUGAGGGAAUAGUUCGGUGCAGUACCUGCAUGGCUUACCUAAGUCCGUUCAUGUCAUGGGCCAGCAAUAGCACGCACUGCUUGUGUAACCUCUGUGGCUCCUCGUUUGAGCUACCCCCCUUCUAUCUGACACUGUUGGAUCGCUACCGCAGCGGCUUGCGCGCUUGCAGCAGCGGUAUGGGGGCAGCGUCAUCAGAAGGGGAGCGAUACUUUAGACAGCGCAGACAGGAAUUGUGGAAAGGGUCCGUCGAUUUUGUGGCCCCUCGGGCCUUUGCUGACGCCUGCAAACUCACCCAGCUGCAGCACAAGAGGAGGGAACACUUGCUCAGGCUAAUGCAGGUGCAGAACGAAGCCACCCGGCAGCACCAGCUGAGGCAGCAGCAACUGCACCAAGCAGAGCAGCCGGGCGUGCAGCAGCAAUUCGGUGGAACCCGCCCGGAGGAGCCGUCGAUGCAGCCGAGCAACUGGGGGAGAGCGCAUGCUAGUGCUUCGGCUAGGACGGAGCCUGACAGCCAGAGUGGGGAUUUCUUUUCUCGCAGUUGCAGCAGCAUCAACAGCAGCAGCAUGCGGCCUUGUAUCGUCUUUGUAAUUGAUGCCACUUCUCCAAGUAUCACUUCGGGUCUUUCACAUGCUGUUGCUGCGGGACUGGAGCAAGUGCUUCGCGAGGUGUACCUGCAGGUGGAUAUCUGCCUGAUUCUCGUCGCUGACAGACUAUAUUUCAUUCCGAAUAUCAACAAGCCCGGACCACCGCAGCAGCAGCAGCAGGGUUUGCAGCUUUUGGUUGUCGACGACGUUUUGGAUCCAUUUGUGCCUGCUCCAAUAGAGCAUUGCUUCUUCCGACCACAGGACAGAGAAGCACUACUGUGGGCAGUGUCGCUGCUCCCUGCGGCUCUCAACAGCUGCGUCAACGUCUCGCAUAGCUCAGCAGCGAAUGCUGCUCUAAAGGUAGCGGUCGACUUGAUAGCCGAGAGAUCCGCGGGAGGGAUGGUGGAGAUGUUUUACUGUAUCCUUCCAGACGUCGGGAUCGGAGCGCUAAAGCAUUGCACUACGGCAUCAGAAGGACCAACAAAAGCCACCGAGAUCCACCAACAAGAUUUCUACAACUCCGUCAUAACCCAAUGCUUUGCAUCGUGCUCAUGCGUAGAUGUCUACGCGUGCCCCCCGCCCAACCUAACCCUGGAGCUCCAGUCCUUAGGCUUUCCUGCUCAGCAAACCGGAGGAGACAUCCGCUUCGUGCCAGAAUUCUGCGGCUCAAGAGACAAGGAAUGGGUGGCCGCUGAGAUAAGGCGAAUUUUCACCUCUUGCUUCUACUUCGAUGUUGAGUUCAAACUGCGCCUCUCGAAGGUCCGUCCUGUCUAUCUUGCUGCAGCGUUUGCCAUAUCCACAUCUCUCCUGCUCGCUGUAGAAAUAAGGGAUAGGUUGGAGACGCAGAAGAACGUUUAUGCCCAAAGUGUCUGCGCCUACACCCCGAUGCACCCUUCUAAGAAAGUACCGAAUCGGCGUCUGCUCAGAGUGCACUCGUUGUCGUUACCCAUAACGUUUUCUCUCGCCUCUUUGUUCCGCUAUGCAGAGGUGGACGCUACGGCUUUCCUAAUGGCUAGGACUUCGGCUAUAAUGGAGCUUCAUCAGGAACCGCAGUGGCGGGAAAAAGCCAUCAAGAACCUCGUCGAGAUACUUAGCGCCUAUCGCAUGAAUUGUGCAAGCGCAUCCUCGGAGGGUCAGCUUAUCCUGCCAGACUCUCUGAAGCUCCUCCCAGUUUACCUGCAGGCGUUAUUUAAGCACGCUGCUUUCCGCCAGUCGACAGUGGACCCACAGCUUUUUGGAUUCGACGCACAACUUGACGAGCGCUCAACGGCGGAACUUCACCUUCAGAAUGUUGAAGGAACCGCGGGAGAGAGAAUCCUUCGUGUCGUUGAGCAAGUUCGCUUUGAAAAGUUUGACGCCCCUUACAUCCCCUUGCGAAUUGUCGCGCCAAAGUCGUAUGAUGAAACGCGUUUGUUGACCCAUCUCAUUGAAGACCCACUGAGCGGAGAUGGAAGCUACGUGGAUUUCCUGUGCGACCUUCACAAGCGUGUUCACGCCAGGAUGGAAGACAACUGA